GACAGUUUUUCAACCAAAUCCGCUGGUGCUCUUUUUUCACUGGGUGUUUUUAAAUAAUUAAGGAAGAAAACAAAGUUUUACUAUGAUGAGCAUCCUGAUUACACUGAUGACCUUCCUCCUCUUCCUCAGCGCCGUCGGCACGGCAGCUGAACCCGGAUCAGUUCUGUCAGUCGAAUACAAACAUGUGAAAUCUGGUCACACCUGGAAAGAUGCACAAGAGUUCUGCAGAAAAAACUUCUUGGACUUGGCCACCAUCUACAACCAGGGACAUGCAAACAAUCUGUACCUGUUGGAGUAUGAAGCCUGGAUUGGUUUACACAGAGGAACAUCAAACACAUGGGAGUGGAUCGAUGGAGGAGAUUAUAAUAUUGACUGGGCAUCAAAUGAAGAAAGUAAUGAUGGUGAAAUGUGCGCUGUACUCGGCUACCAUUACUACUAUUACAGAAAGAUUUAUAGCAGAGACUGUGAAAUGAAAUCAUUCGCUGCGUGUCAGAUAAUAACCAGCAGCUCUACAACCAUAACACAGAAGAUGAUGAGUUGGUCCGAGGCGAAGGAUCACUGCAUGAGUAUCAGUCAGAAGCUGGCAACUUUUACAAUGGAUGGAAUGAAGCUUUUCAGUAAACACGACUUUCCCAUCUGGAUCGGACUUCACAGACAUGACGGCUCAUGGAAAUGGAGUUUAGGCCUCAAGGAGGACAAAUACUGGAACUUGGGGCCGAGUGACAACAAGGACUGUGUAAGCAUCACUUCAGCGACAAAGAGUCUGGCUGCCGAGAACUGCCAGACCCUUCAUCCGUUCAUCUGCAUGAACGACAACCUGAUCCUGGUAAAGGAGGAAAAGAGCUGGGAGGAGGCGUUUGAGCACUGCCAAGGCCUUGGAUUCAACAGCAACCUCCGCUUCAAUCUGCUCAGCGUGAAGCCUGGAGAUGAACACAACUAUGUGGUGAACAGAAUAACGGAGGCCGACACCGAAGAGGUUUGGACCGGUCUGCGUUUCCUGGGAGAUGAAUGGCUGUGGAUAAAUGGGAAAGAUGUGUUGUACACUGACCUGCUGCAAUGCCCCCCGCUGGGCUCUCACUGUGGGGCCAUCUCUAAGAACGACAGCAGCGCCGUGGCCGCCAGAGACUGCCUGGAGAGAAAAAACUUCCUCUGCUACAGCUACUAAUGUCACCAAAAGCAUCUGAGUGUUUCUGCAACAAACAUCCUGCAGAAACGUCCAGCCAUCGUCUUGAAACUCUAGAUUCAGAGAAUGAGUUCACAGAAACAUGCAUAGCUACAUAUCUAAGUUAUUAAUUAUUAGUCUGUAAUUGAAAGUUAAUCUGUCAGAGUUAGAGYGAAUGAUUGACAGGAUUUUGCUGAUAGAAAUGUAAGGAAAUCAAAAUACUGUACUAUCCUUAGAAAGUGUUCAGCUUGUGUUUUAAUGUUUUAAAAAUGCUUUUAUCUUUGGAGAAAGUGGCUAAAACUGUUUAAGUCUGAAUAAGUUUCUGCGGUCAUCAUGAUUUCUUUAAAAAAAKAAUAAAAAUGGCUCUUCYAUCACACCUUUUCUAAAAGUCAGUAGUUAAAAAAUCAGUUUAUCUAAAGACUUUAAAAUGAGCAUAGAUUCAGUCAUGAAAUAAAUGUU
Poecilia reticulata (guppy) is the source of this 1621-nucleotide messenger RNA. Lineage: Eukaryota; Metazoa; Chordata; Actinopteri; Cyprinodontiformes; Poeciliidae. The record is from RefSeq and is a predicted model, not a curated record.